AAACUCUGCCAAUAAAGGGCACUGAAGGGAGACAGCCGACUGGAGGAGGGACUUCCUGUUUGCUUCCUAUCUACUUCCUGCUUCUGUGAGCGUCACCAUGUCAACGCCUAUUUACCUCUCAGUGGCUGUUCCUUUGUGUAGCUGCACUAAAUUCAGUUUACAGUAGCUAUCAGCAGAGAUUUCAUUUGCCUCCUGAGAGGUCUGGAUCUCAGCCCAGAAGGCCCUCCUGUGAGCUCAGAGGCCUCAGCAUUAGUUGAGUGGUCCCCACUCUUCAGAUCUAUGAGUUUCAGCUUCUUUGGUGUCUCUCCACCCAAAAUUUCAAUUUAAUAAUUUUCAAUUCCUCCCUUAAUUCCCUCAAUCUAGAGUGGUAGCUACGUCCAACAAUUGCUAGUGCCUUAAUAGUGCCCCUUUCCCCAACACUUUAUAUCUUAACUUUAUACCUAAUUGAGUUCUUUAUAUUAAAUUUGCCCUGUUCAGGCUGGGCAUGGUGGCUCACUCCUGUAAUCCCAGCACUUUGGGAGACCGAGGUGGGAGGAUCGCUUGAGCCCAGGAAUUUGAGAUGAGCAUGGGCAACAUAGCAAGACCUCACCUCUACUAAAAAAAAAAAAAAAAAAUUAUCUCCGCAUGGUGGUGUGUGCCUGUGGUCCCAGCUACUCGGGAUGCUAGGGCAGGAGGAUGGCUUGAGCUCAGGAGGUCAAGGCUGCAUUGAACCGUAAUCACGCCACUGCACUCCAGCGUGGGCGACAGAGCCAGACACUUUGUAAAAACAACAAAAAACUUGCUCUGUUCAGAUAUUUCGUUAGGAAUGUUGCUUUUUAGGAGGAGCAGUUGGGGGCCAUGUUGGGGAGAGGCUAGCAAUGUCAGCAGCUUUGAAGAAGGCAUUUUGUAACCUAUGCCAUGGCCAAAACUACCCCAUGGGGCUCUCACUGAAGUCCAACAGCCCAUAGUGUAAUCCAUUCCUUAGACUGCCAACAGCUCUAGACUCAUAGACAUUAGUGAGGGAGCUCUACAAACUGGAACCCUGUGGGUAUUUCUACAACCUACAGAUUAUUAAUAGUCGUGCAAAGACAGGCAAAUGGAUGUUUUCUGGUGGGGUGCCGGGAGGGAGCAGUUGCAUUUGAAGAAUGAACUGUUAAUUUCAUUGAUUUGCUUUUUUUAAAGAAAAGUAAAAUAACAAAAGAAAAAUCCUUGAAGAGUAUUUUUAUUCCCACCUCUUGUAAUGUUCAGGGAACAUGAGUGACAUUUGGACUCCCAAACAAAAGAAGGCAGGGUCAUAUCUCUGUGUUUCUGUGGUUCCUUGUUGAGGGAGAAAGGCUCUCAAGUUCUUGCGUGAGCACUGACCGGCUUUUAUGAAUAGUUCGUGACACAGAUAUUAAAGAGGAGACUGAAACUGUUCCUUGGACAUCUUCUGAGUGUCAGAAAAUACCUUUUGGAGGGUUAGAAGAUCAGAGGACAUGGUUGUUCACAUUUGCUGCCAUGGAACACCGCCAGUCUUCACUUGGAAACAGAAUCACACCUUGUGAAGAGAUCAUCCCUAAGCAGGAGAGAAGCUACUAAAGGGGCUUCCUGGUCUUCAUUGGACAGUGAAAUUUGUUUGGGAAUCCAAACAAAAUAUAAAAGAGCUGUAAUACUUCCUGUAUUGUAUUUCAAAGGGUGGUGUCCUCCUCCUCCUUCCCUGUGCUCGGUCUCCACCCGUCUCGCAUUCUGUGACAAUGGUUCAGUGGAAGAGACUCUGCCAGCAGCAUUACUUGUGGGCCCUGGGCUGCUAUAUGCUGCUGGCCACUGUGGCUCUGAAAUUUGCUUUCAGAUUGAAGUGUGACUCUGACCACUUGGGUCUGGAGUCCAGGGAAUCUCAAAGCCAGUACUGUAGGAAUGUCUUGUACGAUUUCCUGAAACUGCCGGCAAAGAGGUCUAUCAACUGUUCAGGGGUCACCCGAGGGGACCAAGAGGCAGUGUUGCAGGCUAUUCUGAAUAACCUGGAGGUCAAGAAGAAGCGAGAGCCUUUCACAGACACCCACUACCUCUCCCUCACCAGAGACUGUGAGCGCUUCAAGGCCAAAAGGAAGUUCAUACAGUUCCCACUGAGCAAAGAAGAGGUGGAGUUCCCUAUUGCAUACUCUAUGGUGAUUCACGAGAAGAUUGAAAACUUUGAAAGGCUACUGCGAGCUGUGUAUGCCCCUCAGAACAUAUACUGCAUCCAUGUGGAUGAGAAGUCCCCAGAAACUUUCAAAGAGGCAGUCAAAGCAAUUAUUUCAUGCUUCCCAAAUGUCUUCAUAGCCAGUAAGCUGGUUCGGGUGGUUUAUGCCUCCUGGUCCAGGGUGCAAGCUGACCUCAACUGCAUGGAAGACUUGCUCCAGAGCUCAGUGCCAUGGAAAUACUUCCUGAAUACGUGUGGGACGGACUUUCCUAUAAAGAGCAAUGCGGAGAUGGUACAGGCUCUCAAGAUGUUGAAUGGGAGGAAUAGCAUGGAGACAGAGGUACCUCCUAAGCACAAAGAAACCCGCUGGAAAUAUCACUUUGAGGUAGUGAGAGACACAUUAUACCUAACCAACAAGAAGAAGGAUCCUCCCCCUUAUAAUUUAACUAUGUUUACAGGGAAUGCGUAUAUUGUGGCUUCCCGAGAUUUUGUCCAACAUGUUUUGAAGAACCCUAAAUCCCAACAACUGAUUGAAUGGGUAAAAGACACCUAUAGCCCUGAUGAACACCUCUGGGCCACCCUUCAGCGGGCACGGUGGAUGCCUGGCUCUGUUCCCAACCACCCCAAGUACGACAUCUCAGACAUGACUUCUAUUGCCAGGCUGGUCAAGUGGCAGGAUCAUGAGGGAGACAUCAAUAAGGGUGCUCCUUAUGCUCCCUGCUCUGGAAUCCACCAGCGGGCUAUCUGUGUUUAUGGCACUGGGGACUUGCAUUGGAUGCUUCAAAACCAUCACCUGUUGGCCAACAAGUUUGACCCAAAGGUAGAUGAUAAUGCUCUUCAGUGCUUAGAAGAGUACCUACGUUAUAAGGCCAUCUACGGGACUGAACUUUGAGACACACUAUGAGAGCAUUGGUACCUGUGGGGCAACAGCAUGUACAAACAUUCUCAGAACUUGCUGGGACAGUGUGGGUGGGAGACCAGGGAUUUGCAAUUCGUGGCAUCCUUUAGGAUAAGAGGGCUGCUAUUAGAGCGUGGGUAAGUAGAUCUGUUGCCUUGCAAAUUGCUGCCUGGGUGAAUGCUGCUUGUUCUCUCACGCCUAACCCUAGUAUUUCCUCCACUAACUUUCUCACCAAGUGAGAAUGAGAACUGCUGUGAUUGGGAGAGUGAAGGAGGGAUAUGUGGUAGGGCACUUGAUUUCAGUUGAAUGCCUGCUGGUAGCUUUUCCAUUCUGUGGAGCUGCUAUUCCUAAUAAUUCUAGGUUUGGUAGUGUGGAGGAGAACUUUGAUGGAAAGAGAGCCUUCCCUUCUGUACUGUGAACUUAAAAAUAAAUAGCUCCUGAUUCAAAGUAUUAUCUCUACUUUUUGCCUAGUAUGCCAGAAAUAAUAUAAAUAUAAACAGAUAAAGUGUGUGAGACUUUUUCUCAUAACUAUUGAUGACAUUUAAAAUCCCUAGGGGCUGUAAGAGAGUUCUCAUUAUUCUGAAAUGGUCCUGACAAGCUGCAUGAAUAGCAUUUUUUUUUU
Messenger RNA from Pongo pygmaeus (Bornean orangutan), 3657 nucleotides. RefSeq names its product glucosaminyl (N-acetyl) transferase 3, mucin type (gene GCNT3). NCBI's taxonomy places the organism in Eukaryota, Metazoa, Chordata, Mammalia, Primates, Hominidae. Bases 1713 to 3029 code for a protein of 438 amino acids. Gene Ontology annotation, cellular component: membrane. The transcript is spliced from 4 exons. Gene Ontology annotation, molecular function: acetylglucosaminyltransferase activity. The record is from RefSeq and is a predicted model, not a curated record.